Cynara cardunculus var. scolymus (artichoke) is the source of this 678-nucleotide messenger RNA. RefSeq lists its product as uncharacterized. Lineage: Eukaryota; Viridiplantae; Streptophyta; Magnoliopsida; Asterales; Asteraceae. Gene Ontology annotation, cellular component: nucleus. The transcript has 5 exons. Gene Ontology annotation, molecular function: RNA binding. Bases 107 to 499 code for a protein of 130 amino acids. The record is from RefSeq and is a predicted model, not a curated record.
GAGCGGGUUUUCAUUUGAUCUCUUAACCUCUAAAUAAGGCCGUGGUUGCACAGAAACUGUCUCCUGAUUAGGGUUUUUCUGAGUUUCAAAUUCGAUCAAUACAACAAUGGAAGAGAUAACAGAUGGAGUAAACAACAUAAACAUCUCAUCUGAUUCUUACAAGAAAAAUCGAAUUCAAGUCUCCAACACCAAAAAGCCUCUAUUCUUCUACGUCAAUCUCGCCAAGAGGUACAUGCAACAGCACAACGAGGUGGAGCUUUCGGCCCUUGGAAUGGCAAUUGCAACUGUUGUCACAGUUGCUGAAAUUCUGAAGAACAAUGGAUUUGCUGUUGAGAAGAAAAUAAUGACAUCAACUGUAGACAUGAAGGGGGAAUCCAGGGGAAGACCAGUCCAAAAGGCUAAGAUUGAAAUAGUAUUGGGGAAGACUGCAAACUUUGAUGAGUUAAUGGCUGCUGCACAAGAGGAGAGGGAAUUGGGGUAUGCAGAAGAGCAGAGCUGAAAUGGAAAAUGUAGUCUUCUUCACCUUGUGGUUAUCAAGAUUAUUAUUAAAUUUCCAUUUGUUGUUUUUGUCAACUAACUUGAAGAAAGUCUUAGAACAAUGGAUUUAUAUUCCCUUCUAUGUAAAUUUGUCUAUUUAUUUUCUUUUUCCUUUUUCUAUAAUGUGGUCACAGUACAAAA